GAUUCCGCAGCUAUCGUGGAGUUUCAGUUCCAACAGCCUGUCCCCCAGGGUCAUACUGCCCCCCUGGGACAGAGGACGCCAUGCAAAACCUCUGCCCACCAGGGACUUACAGUAAUAAGACGUCACUCCAGAAUGAGACUCAAUGUACACCAUGUGACCCUGGAAUGUGCUGCACAGGGCAAGGAAACACGGAGCCACUACAGCAAUGCUCGCCUGGUCAUAGAUGUAUCCUUGGAGCUGAAACGUGCACACCGACAGAUGGCGUCACUGGUGAUAUCUGCCCUGAGGGUCUGUUCUGCCCAAUGGGUAGUGUAACGGGAGAGGGAUGCCCCCUGGGA
Messenger RNA from Owenia fusiformis, 338 nucleotides. The record is from the annotation of a GenBank genome assembly. Lineage: Eukaryota; Metazoa; Annelida; Polychaeta; Sabellida; Oweniidae.